This is a messenger RNA of Puma concolor (puma), 5328 nucleotides long. Lineage: Eukaryota; Metazoa; Chordata; Mammalia; Carnivora; Felidae. The record is from RefSeq and is a predicted model, not a curated record.
AUGAGGCCCCCGACCACCCACCGCUGCACCGGGCGCGCCCUGCGGAACCCCUGCGGGAGCCUCCUGGCCCUCACCCUGGCUCUCUUCGUGGGCAUGGGUCACGCUCAGAGGGACCCGGUGGCAAGAUACGAGCCGGCUGGCAGGGAGGCGAACCGGCUGCGGCGCCCCGGGGGCAGUCACCCCGCCGCGGCUGCGGCCAAGGUGUACAGUCUGUUCCGAGAGCAGGACGCGCCCGUCCCGGGCUUGCCGCCCACGGAGCGGGCCCAACUCGGCUGGGGGAGCGCCCGGAGGCCCGCCAACGCGCUGGCCAGGAGGCCGCCCCGCGCGCAGCAGCCGCGCCGAGCCCAGCCACCUGCGCAGACCUGGAGAAGCAGUCCCCUGGGCCAGCAGCAGCCCGCAGUCCGCGCCCGGGCCGCCCCGGCUCUCCCGCGCCUCGGAACCCCGCAGCGGCCCGGGGCUGCGCCCCCAACCCCGCCGCGAGGGCGACUUACGGGGAGGAAUGUCUGCGGGGGACAGUGCUGCCCGGGAUGGACGACGGCGAACAGCACCAACCACUGUAUCAAACCUGUGUGCCAGCCGCCCUGCCAGAACCGGGGAUCCUGUAGCCGGCCCCAGCUCUGCGUGUGCCGCUCCGGCUUCCGGGGAGCCCGCUGCGAGGAGGUCAUUCCUGAGGAGGAAUUUGACCCCCAGAACUCGAGGCCAGCGCCCCGGCGCUCAGCCGAGGGGUCACCCAACCCACGCAGGAGCAGUGCAGCCAGAGAAAGCACCACGACACCCAGAACACGCUCACUGGCCUCGCAGCUGCCGCCGGCCAGGUCACUGCCACCAGCUCGGACCCUGAGUGGGCUCAGCCAGACGCAGCCCUCCCAGCAGCACGUGGGGUUGUCCCGGACGGCCCGGCUUUACCCAACCACCGCAGCCAGCGGUCAACUCACCUCCAAUGCCCUGCCCGCAGGGCCAGGCCUUGAGCGGAGGGAUGGCACCCAGCAGGCGGCGUAUCUGGACCACCCGUCAUCCCCCUGGGGGCUGAACCUCACUGAGAAAAUCAAGAAGAUCAAGAUCGUCUUCACUCCCACCAUCUGCAAGCAGACUUGUGCCCGUGGGCACUGCUCCAACAGCUGUGAACGCGGCGACACCACCACCCUGUAUAGCCAGGGUGGCCACGGGCAUGACCCCAAGUCUGGCUUCCGAAUCUAUUUCUGCCAGAUCCCCUGCCUGAACGGAGGCCGCUGCAUCGGCAGGGAUGAGUGCUGGUGCCCCACCAACUCCACUGGGAAGUUCUGCCACCUGCCGGCCCCGAAUCUGGACAAGGGGCCUCCCGAGAGGGGCUCCCGCCACAGGGCCCUGCUGGAAGGCCCCUUGAGGCAGUCCACCUUCACAUUGCCUCUCUCCAACCAGCUGGCCUCCGUGAACCCCUCCUUGGUGAAGGUGCACAUUCACCACCCGCCGGAGGCCUCUGUGCAGGUCCACCAGGUGGCACGGGUGCGGGGCGAGGCCCCGGAGGAGAACAGCGUGGAGACCAGACCCUCGCCCCGGCUCCCCGCCAGCCCCCGCCACAGCCACUGGGACAGCAACAGCAUCCCCGCCCGGUCUGGAGAGGCCCCUCAGCCCCCGCCCCCAGCAGCACCCAGGCCUCCGGGACUGCUGGGCCGCUGUUAUCUGAGCUCUGUGAACGGACAGUGUGCCAACCCCUUGCUGGAGCUGACUGCCCGAGAGGAUUGCUGCGGCAGUGUGGGAGCCUUCUGGGGGGUGACCUCGUGUGCCCCGUGCCCACCCAGACCAGCCUCGCCGGUGGUUGAAAAUGGCCAGCUGGAGUGUCCCCAAGGGUACAAGAGACUGAAUCUCACUCACUGCCAAGAUAUCAACGAGUGCCUGACCCUGGGCCUGUGCAAGGACUCGGAAUGCGUGAACACCAGGGGGAGUUACCUAUGCACCUGCAGGCCUGGUCUCAUGCUGGACCCGUCCAGGAGCCGCUGUGUGUCCGACAAGGCCGUCUCCAUGCAGCAGGGGCUGUGCUACCGGUCGCUGGGGGCUGGCACCUGCACCCUGCCUUUGGCCCAGAGCAUCACCAAGCAGAUCUGCUGCUGCAGCCGAGUGGGCAAAGCUUGGGGCAGCAAGUGUGAGAGAUGCCCCCUCCCUGGCACAGAGGGCUUCAGGGAGAUCUGCCCUGCUGGCCACGGCUACACCUACUCGAGCUCACAUAUCCGCCUGGCCAUGAGGAAAGCCGAGGAGGAGGAACUGGCCAGGCCCUCCAGGGAGCAAGCGCAGAAGAGCUAUGGGACCCUGCUCGGACCAGCGGAGAGGCAGCCACUCCGGGCAGUCACUGACACCUGGCUGGAGGCCGAGACCGGCCCUGACAAGGGAGACUCCCAGGCUGGCCAGGUCACAACCAGUGUUACCCAAGUACCUGCCUGGGUCCCAGGCAAUGCCACAGAAAGACCAACACCACCACUGCCUGGACAGGAGAUUCCAGACAACCCGGAAGAAGAGCGAGUGACCACCCCCCAUGACGGGCUGGAGGCCCCGGGCCCCUCAGGCGUUGACCGGUGCGCCGCUGGAGCCACCAACAUCUGCGGCCCUGGAACCUGCGUGACCCUCCCGGACGGGUACAAAUGCAUCUGCAGCCCCGGCUACCAGCUGCACCCCAGCCAGGCCUACUGCACAGAUGACAACGAGUGUCUGAGGGACCCCUGCGCUGGAAGAGGGCGAUGUGUCAACCGAGUGGGUUCCUAUUCCUGCUUCUGCUACCCUGGCUACACGCUGGCCACCUCGGGGACAACGCAGGAAUGUCAAGACAUAGACGAGUGUGAGCAGCCAGGGGUGUGCAGCGGGGGACAAUGCACCAAUACAGAGGGUUCGUACGACUGCCAGUGUGACCAGGGCUACAUCAUGGUCAGGAAGGGACACUGUCAAGAUAUCAACGAAUGCCGUCACCCUGGCACCUGCCCGGAUGGGAGAUGCGUCAACUCCCCCGGCUCCUACACUUGCCUAGCCUGCGAGGAGGGCUACAGGGGCCAGAGCGGGAGCUGUGUAGAUGUAAAUGAAUGUCUGACCCCUGGGGUCUGCGCCCAUGGAAAGUGCAUCAACCUGGAGGGCUCCUUUAGAUGCUCUUGUGAGCCGGGCUAUGAGGUCACCUCAGAUGAGAAGGGCUGCCAAGAUGUCGACGAGUGUGCCAGCCGGGCCUCGUGCCCCACGGGCCUCUGCCUCAACACUGAGGGCUCCUUCACCUGCUCCGCCUGCGAGAGUGGGUACUGGGUGAAUGAAGACGGCACUGCCUGUGAAGACCUAGACGAGUGCGCCUUUCCGGGAGUCUGCCCCUCGGGAGUCUGCACCAACACCGCCGGCUCCUUCUCCUGCAGGGACUGUGAGGAGGGUUACCGGCCCAGCCCCCUGGGCCACACCUGCGAAGAUGUGGAUGAGUGUAAAGACUUCCAGAGCAGCUGCCUGGGAGGCGAGUGCAAGAACACGGCUGGCUCCUAUCAGUGCCUCUGUCCCACAGGCUUCCAGCUGGCCAAUGGCACCACGUGUGAGGAUGUGGACGAGUGCGUGGGAGAGGAGUACUGUGCACCCCGCGGCGAGUGCCUCAACAGCCACGGGUCCUUCUUCUGUCUCUGCGCACCGGGCUUCGCCAGCGCCGAGGGGGGCACCAGCUGCCAGGAUGUGGACGAAUGUGCAGUCACAGACCGGUGUCUGGGAGGACACUGUGUCAACACCGAGGGCUCCUUCAACUGUCUGUGUGAAACCGGCUUCCAGCCCUCCCCAGAGAGCGGGGAGUGUGUGGAUAUUGACGAGUGUAAGGACCACGGCGACUCGGUAUGUGGGGCCUGGAGGUGUGAGAACAGCCCUGGCUCCUACCGCUGUGUCCUAGCCUGCCAGCCUGGCUUCCACAUGGCUCCGACUGGAGACUGCAUUGACAUAGACGAGUGUGCCAACGACACCAUGUGUGGGAGCCACGGCUUCUGCGACAACACUGACGGCUCCUUCCGCUGCCUCUGUGACCAGGGCUUCGAGACUUCGUCCUCCGGCUGGGAAUGUGUUGGUCAGAGUAUUCCUGAGGCCCCGCCAGGGGACCACCCCCCGGGCCCCAUCCGCAUGGAGUGCUACUCUGGGCAGAAUGACCAGCUGCCCUGCUCCAGCCUUCUGGGCCGGAACACCACACAGGCCGAGUGCUGCUGCACUCAGGGUGCCAGCUGGGGAGACGCCUGUGACCUCUGCCCAGCUGAGGACUCAGUGGAAUUCAGCGAGAUCUGCCCUAGUGGUAAAGGCUACAUCCCUGUGGACGGAGCCUGGAUGUUUGGACAGACCACGUACACAGAUGCGGACGAGUGUGUGAUGUUCGGGCCUGGGCUCUGCCAGAACGGCCGGUGCCUCAACACGGUGCCUGGCUACAUCUGCCUGUGCCAUCCCGGCUACCACUACAACACCGUCCACAGGAAGUGUGAGGAUCAUGACGAGUGCCAGGACAUGGUCUGCGAGAACGGUGAGUGUGUGAACACUGAAGGCUCUUUCCACUGCUUCUGCAGCCCCCCGCUCACCCUGGACCUCGGCCAGCAGCGCUGCGUGAACAGCACCGGCGGCACGGAGGACCUGCCUGACCACGACAUCCACAUGGACAUCUGCUGGAAAAGAGUCACCAAUUAUGUGUGCAGCCAACCCCUGCACGGACGCCGCACCACCUACACAGAAUGCUGCUGUCAGGAUGGCGAGGCCUGGAGCCAGCAGUGUGCCCUGUGCCCCCCCAGGAGCUCUGAGGUCUACGCUCAGCUGUGCAACGUGGCCCGGAUCGAAGCCGAGCGGGAGGCUGGAGUCCACUUCCGGCCAGGCUAUGAGUACGGCCCCGGGCCCGAGGACCUGCAAUACAGCCUCUACGGCCCAGACGGGGCCCCCUUCUACAACUACCUGGGUCCCGAGGACACCGUCCCAGAGCCACCCUUCCCCAACACAGCCAGCCGCCCAGGGGACCACCUACCAGUUCUUGAGCCCCCCCUGCAGCCCUCAGAACUCCAGCCCCACUACGUGGCCAGCCACCCAGAGCACCAGGCCGGCUUCGAAGGGCUUCAGGCAGAGGAAUGCGGCAUCCUGAACGGCUGUGAGAACGGCCGCUGUGUGCGAGUGAGGGAGGGCUACACCUGUGACUGCUUUGAGGGCUUCCAGCUGGACAUGGCCCACAUGGCCUGCGUGGAUAUCAAUGAGUGUGACGACUUGAACGGGCCUGCUGCGCUCUGUGCCCACGGUCACUGCGAGAACACCGAGGGCUCCUACCGCUGCCAUUGCUCCCCAGGUUAUGUGGCCGAGGCCGGCCCCCCACACUGUACCUCCAAGGAAUAG